Messenger RNA from Hydatigera taeniaeformis, 1620 nucleotides. Lineage: Eukaryota; Metazoa; Platyhelminthes; Cestoda; Cyclophyllidea; Taeniidae. The record is from the annotation of a GenBank genome assembly.
UCGUACUCGACCCCCACUGCCUGUGUGCUGAACACAUGGUUGAGGACGGUGGACCUUGCGAUUGACUGCCUCAACCAGCUUUUAUCCUUGGAUUUCUCCAAUCCUGCCUCUACUGUAGCCAUUGAUGAGACUGCGCGUCUUCUGCCCGACUCUAGACUGCCAAACUACCUUUCAUUCGCCCUCAAUGAAUUCAUGCUGACAUUGCGUAUCUAUACCGACAGUUUUCCCAAUAUGCAGACGGAUCCAGAUGUUACACAAGACUUCGAAAGGUGGCUGCGGCGCUUCUUUUACCUGCUUAGUACGCCCAUUCUGGAGGAGUGCUUGAAGCGUUUGCCUCACUCGUUGCAAUUUCUCAUCUACUCGUUGCGCUUCCAGUCGAUCAAAGUGGCUGCUGUGUACGCACCAGAGAUCUUGGAGCCACCAAAGGCUCUCACUGAGGCCGAUGGGCAUCCUCUCCCGCUGAUUUUGCAGCACCUUGGAAUGGCCAUUGAAGCACUUGCCCCGAGCUUUUCUCUUCUUAGUGCCACCGAGCUACGCUCCUUCCAAACCGAUUUGGCACCCCUUGUCAUGCUUAUUCUCGACGUCUUACGCACAGCCAACGAGUACUUUGUCUGUGGUCUUGGGAAGGUCUCAAUGACUGAGUCCCCAAGCCUAUGGCUAGUGAAUAACGUUGCAUCAGUUCAGCGCAAAGUGGAGAAGCUGUUGCCAUUCCAAUUGAACAGCCUCCUCUCUACAGACCUAUCGCAGCUUGGUGCCUCUAGCGCGCGACGAAAAGUUACUUCGGGUGACCUUUGCUACCGGCUUCUUCACAGCUAUCUCAGUCCCUUGGAUGUGCGUUUAAUAAUUUCGUUUCGGCUCGACAUGAUCAGAGUUAAAGUCCUCUCAAAGCAGCUUGUAAACAAACACCAUUCCGAUCAAUUUGUUACCACCGUCAGCGAACAGUUGAGGAUCUCACUGUCCUGGCUGCAAAACCAUCUCAGCAUCUGUGGUGGCUGUGGUGAUGCUGAUUACAAUGACCCUCAAUCAAAGCACGAAGACUAUAAACUCAUCAUUUGCAUUGUUACACACCUUAUUGUGGUGCAGGGUACGCAGAAAGACUUGCUGUCUGAAUUUGGUAUCCAGAAUAUCCUCCGCGAAGCACUUGUGCUGCGUCGUGUUGUGAACUUACUCUAUGAUUACAUUGACAAAGAUGUGACCGAAGAGAAUUCAGAAUCGCUGUCUAUAGAAUUGCUCCCUUCUCUCUUACCGCUGGCUAGGGCUCUGCACUCCCUCUGUAUUAGUCUCCUUUCCAAGAUUUACAAGCCUUUCACCAAGUCGUCCACGCGACGCGUUCGGAGCAGGACGGGUGGUGGUAUUGAUGUUCUGUGUGCUGCUUUGCAAUUGCCUGAUAUAGAAGAGAACUUGGAUCCCCGUCGCAAUUUGCUUCGCUGGACGCGUAUAGUCCAGUCGCAAUUAAUUGGAAUCGAAAACUACCUAAAACGAAGCCUGCAUCAAAAUCGAGAGCUAGGAUUGGAUCAGAAUAUGGCAACGUGGAAAACAGAGGGUAUUGGUGUCGCCUCACCGUCUGGGGCUGGCGGACGUCAAACUGCUCCUCGGAUAGGAUUUACUGAGUGGUGUUGA